Molecule: messenger RNA, 4284 nt
Organism: Malaclemys terrapin pileata
Lineage: Eukaryota; Metazoa; Chordata; Testudines; Emydidae
Gene: CAPN5
Product: calpain 5
Exons: 13
Coding region: 124-2049 (641 amino acids)
Biological process (GO): proteolysis
Cellular component (GO): cytoplasm
Molecular function (GO): calcium-dependent cysteine-type endopeptidase activity
Source: RefSeq, a predicted model, not a curated record
CCUGGAGCGGGCACGCGGCGUCCCCGCGGCAGAGCGCAGGCAGCAUCUGGUCGCCGCUGGGUGCUCUGCUGCGGAGCGCGCCGCUCUCGGGACGAGCCCAGCUACCAGCGGCUGGAGUGAAGGAUGUUCUCCUCUGCGAAGCCCUACGAGAAUCAGCACUUCUCGGCCCUGAAGAAAGACUGCCAGCGGCAGAAGGUGCUCUUCGAGGACCCGCUCUUCCCCGCCACUGACGACUCCCUCUUCUACAAGUCACGCAUUCAAGGCAUCCAGUGGAAACGUCCGAAUGAGAUCUGCGACGACCCCUAUCUCUUUGUGGAUGGAAUCAGUUCCCAUGACUUGCACCAGGGCCAGGUCGGGAACUGCUGGUUCGUGGCAGCCUGCUCCUCUCUGGCCUCCCGGGAAUCUCUGUGGCAGAAGGUCAUCCCAGACUGGAAGGAACAGGAGUGGAAUGCCGAAAAACCAGAGAACUAUGCUGGGAUUUUCCACUUCCAGUUCUGGCGAUUCGGCGACUGGGUGGACGUGGUGAUAGACGACCGCCUGCCGACGCUUCACAACCAGCUCAUCUACUGCCACUCCAACGCCAAGAACGAGUUCUGGUGCGCGCUGGUGGAGAAGGCCUAUGCCAAGCUCUCCGGGUGCUACGAGGCCCUGGACGGAGGCAACACAGCGGAUGCACUAGUAGAUUUUACUGGCGGUGUCUCUGAGCCCAUCGACCUGAUCGAAGGGAACUAUAUUAACGACGAAGCCAAACGAAAUCUCCUCUUUGAGCGAGUGCUGAAGGUCCACAACCGGGGAGGGCUCAUCAGCUGCUCCAUCAAAGCCACCACAGCAGCUGACAUGGAAGCCCGCCUGGACUGCGGCCUUGUCAAAGGACACGCCUACGCCGUGACGGACGUGCGGAAAGUCCGCCUGGGCCACGGCCUGCUGGCCUUCUUCAAGUCGGAGAAGCUGGAUAUGAUCCGGAUGCGGAACCCCUGGGGGGAGAGGGAGUGGAACGGCCCAUGGAGCGACACCUCUGAGGAGUGGCAGAAGGUGAGCAAGAGUGAGAGAGAGAAGCUGGGGAUGACGGUGGAAGACGAUGGGGAGUUCUGGAUGACAUUUGAAGACUUCUGCAAAUAUUUCACCGACAUCAUCAAGUGCCGUCUCAUAAACACCUCCUACCUGAGCAUCCACAAGACGUGGGAGGAGGCGGUGAUGCGCGGGGCAUGGACAAGACACGACGAGCCCCUCAAGAACCGCUGCGGAGGCUGUAUCAACCACAAAGCCACCUUCUUGCAGAACCCCCAGUACGUGUUUGAUGUGAAAAAGGCAGAAGACGAAGUGCUCUUCAGCAUCCAGCAGAAACCAAAGAGGACCAGCCGCAAAGAGGGCAAAGGAGAGAACUUGGCCAUCGGGUUUGAGAUCCAGAAGGUUGAACUGAACCGGAAUUACAGGAUGCACACCGUGCAGCAGCAAGUGGCCACCUCCAUCUACAUUAACUCCCGAAGCAUCUUCCUGAGGACAGACCUGAAGGAAGGCCGCUAUGUCAUCAUUCCAACUACCUUUGACCCGGGGCACAUGGGAGAGUUCCUUCUCCGGGUUUUCACAGACGUGCCUGCAGAUUGCAGAGAACUGACCUUGGAUGAGCCCGCCCGCACCUGCUGGAGUGGAAUGUGUGGCUAUCCACAAGUGGUGUCCCAGGUCCAUGUCCUGGCAGCGGCUGGACUGAAGAACCAGGAUUCCCAAGGAGGAGCAGACCCAUAUGUGAUCAUAAAGUGCGAAGGGAACAAAAUUCGAUCUCCAGUGCAGAAAAACACCCAGGCUCCAGAGUUUGAUGUGAAAGGUCUCUUCUAUCGCAAGAAGGCAGGACAGCCCAUCAUUGUGCAGGUCUGGAACCAUAACAUUAUAAGUGACGAGUUCCUGGGCCAGGUGGCCCUAACUGGUGACCCCGAUGACCGUCUGUCACAGCAAACCCUUCAGCUCCAAGAUAAGGGGAACAAAAAAUCCAAUGGCAUUUCAGGAAGCAUUGCUGUGAGAUUGCUCAGCAGUAGCAAACUCACCAAUGUCUAGCUUCUCAAGGACUCUUCUUCUCGAGCCAUAUAUGUGAAUAUAAAAAAUAUAUAGUAACUAUGCAUGCAUCACACUUAAAGGGGCCAGUCUUAUGUUUUCAACGUUAAACAAGGUGCCUUUUUGGGAACCAAAAUGAUUCUUUUACUCACACGAGGCAUCAUUUGUAGCCAAUACUAAAGUGGUUCGUGCUGGUGUGAAAGCACUGGGCCUAUGGUACAUUCUGUGACAGCCAGAGUGGGAUGCCCUGAUGCUGUUUGUUUACAUGGGGGUGUCGCGCACCCCCAGAGAUGGGCAGGUUGGUCCCACCAAGCAAUAUGCCUUUUCAAUCUACCUGCUUGGUUUUAGACAACCGUAUGGAAAUUCAUCGUCACUGAAGUCUCCUUUAAUCACACAUCUGUGGAGGCAUCUGAGGAAAGUGGAUAACAGGUGAUGUAACUGUGCAUGGAAGUUUGUCUGCGUAGUGGGCCCAGGUUUGUACACUGGCUGUAGAGCAGCUGGAAGGAGAAAACGUGGGAAAAUGUCCCCAGUCUUUCCGAAACAGUGAAUCCCAUCCUCCUUGGGCAGUGGCCCCACCUUACCCGGCAGAGAUUAUGGCUGUGUGGUCUACCUUGCCAAGUAUCAACCCCCGUCUUUCAUUGAUAAUUGGGAGAGGGGGAAAUGGAAUAGCCAAUUUGACCCCUUUAACUAGUUUAGUGGUCCCCAGACUGUGGGGUUCGCCCCCCUAGGGGGGUGCAGAGGAACAUCUGGGGGGGUGUGGCGGGGCCUGGGCCAGCCCCCCAGGGGGUGGGGAGGGAGCGCCACCCAGCCCCGCUCUGCCCCCAGCUCUGCUCCAGCCCCAGGUCCAGCUGCCCGGACACUGUCUGGUUACUUGCAGUAACUGGCCUCUACCACCGGAGGCAGGAAGAGCAGCAGGUGCUGCUGCUGCUGGAGCUGAGAGGAGCACUCAGGGAUGGCUCCCUGCCCUGAGCAUGGCUACCCCUCCCCCGCCCUGCCCCAGUCACCCCCCUAACUCUGGAGCAUGGCUCCCCCUACCCCAUCCUGCCCCAGUCACCUCCCCCCAUCUCCAGAGCGUGGCUCCCCCUCCCCCGUCCCGCCCCACUCACCCCCCCACCUCCAGAGCAUGGCUCCCCCUCCCCCGCCCUGCCCCAGUCACCUCCCCCCACUUCUGGAGCGCAGCUCCCCCUCCCCCAUCCAGCCCUACUCACCCCCCACUUCCAGAGCGCGGUUCCCCCUCCCCCAUCCUGCCCCACUCACCCCCCCCCACCUCCAGAGUGUGGCUCCCCUGUCCUGUCCCACUCACCCCCCCUCCUCCCGCCACCUCUGGAGCACAGCUCCCUUUCCCCUGUCCUGCCCCACUCACCUCCUGUCCCCCCAAGGGGGUGGGGGGGAGAGGGAGAUGUAAUUGAGAAAGUUUGGGGACCACUGAACUAGCUCCUAGGGAGUCACACAAUACACAAACUAUCUUGUCUAUUUCUUAUAGUCAAGCAUGCCAUAAUGACAGGACAGAUGAGUUUUUACAGCCUUUUUAAUUUCAUCAUAUUGUAUCAGGACCAAAAUGUCUUAAUAUUUGUAAUCCUUUUAGGUCAGUUUUUCUUUCUCUUAAGAAACAAAAUGAUAGACGUAGGCUUUAUUCCCCCUCCACGGAAGAAUCUUUUCUUACAUCAUUUAUUUGGAUCUCUUUUUUAUUUUUAAAGCAGAUUUGGGAGGGGAGUUAUUGACAUUCCACUGUAAAUGUUGCUGUCUUUUCCGCUUCAGUAAAAUGAAAAGAAGUUUUUAAUUAAAUUAGUUUUGUUUGAUUUUGGGGGGACAGAUCAGCACUUUACAGUCAGCCUAGUUGGUCUAGGAGCUGUCUUUGAUUUAAUGCCUGCUAUUUCCAUCAAUUAUUUCAUUCCUCACAAAGAAUCCAGUAUUGCACUUUAUUACAUAAAACUUUGUGGCGUGUAUGUGUUAAAAUGGGCUGGGAGAAUGUCUUUGUAUACCAAAAGCAUCCAAGUGUCAUGCUGUACCAGAUCAAAGAGCAGUCCAAACAUGCAGUAAAAAAAAAAAAAAAAAAAAAAAAGAAGCCAAAAUUGUAGAGAUUGUACCUUCUAUAAAUAAAUUGCUUAUAUUUUAUUUGAACACCCUCAGUUCCAAAUAUCGUGGUCUUCCAAAACCCUUUCUCAAACCCAAGGGCUACUGUAUGGAUUGGGUUAUUCCGUUUUAGAUUCUUUUCAAUAAACUUCCAUUUCAAAUUGA